UAUUAUUGUGAUGAGAUGUUUGGCCGUGGAUUUCUAUGGUGGAAAUCGCAAACUUGGAAAAAGAAAAAAAAGAAAAGGAAAAGCCUUUCUCUCUCACUCCUCUCUCUCUCUCUCUCUCUCUCUCUCUCUACUUGUGCUGGUCUGCUGAAGCCUUUACUCACCUUCUUCCCCAGCAAGAGAACGGAGGAGAGAGAAAGCGAAGGAGGGCGGGAGGGAGGAGGAGAGAGAGAGAGAGAGAGAGACUGUGUGAGAGAGUUAGGACCACGACGUACCACGGCGCACGGUAGCACCAGGCGCCCUCUUUCCAGCUCUGGUUCGGUCGCUCCAUGGAGGAUUCUUCUCUCUCUUGUUUCUCUCUCUGCCAAGAUCGGUUUGAUUUCAAGUCCAAGAAGAAGAAGAGGAGAGGGAUUCAUCGGUUGAAGAUGCUCUGGAUUAUGAGAUUCUCGGGGUUUUUCUCCGCGGCAAUGGUGAUGAUUGUUCUCUCUCCUUCAUUGCAAUCGUUUCCUCCGGCCGAAGCCAUUCGAUCCUCUCAACUUGACGAUUACCUCCGGUUACCGGAGCAUACAUCCCCCGUCGGUUCGCCCAGUCGAUUUUCGUUCCGAAAAGCGCCGCCAUUUCGCAAUGCCGGAGAAUGUGGUUUCAGCGACGGGAAGAAAACGAGCGUCUGCGAUCCGUCGCUGGUCCACGUUGCGAUCACUCUCGACGUCGACUACCUCCGUGGCUCAAUCGCGGCCGUGCAUUCGAUUCUCCGGCACUCCACCUGCCCCGAGAGCAUUUUCUUUCACUUCCUCGUCUCCGAAACCAAUCUCGAAACCCUAGUUCGAUCCACUUUCCCUCAGUUGAAGUUCAAGGUCUAUUACUUCGAUCCGGAGAUUGUGCGGAACCUGAUCUCGACUUCAGUGAGGCAAGCGCUCGAGCAGCCCCUAAAUUACGCCAGAAACUACUUGGCCGAUCUCCUAGAGCCCUGCGUUCGCCGUGUCAUAUACUUGGACUCCGAUCUCGUUGUGGUGGAUGAUAUUUCGAAGCUGUGGACUACGAGCUUGGGCAGCAGAACUAUUGGAGCUCCGGAAUACUGCCACGCCGACUUCACCAAGUAUUUCACGGCUCGUUUCUGGUCGGAUAAGCGGUUUACCGGCACUUUCCGUGGCAGGAAACCGUGCUACUUUAACACCGGCGUGAUGGUCAUAGAUCUGGCGAGGUGGAGGCGGGUCGGGUACACGAGCCGGAUCGAGAGGUGGAUGGAGAUACAAAAGAGCGGGCGGAUUUACGAGCUCGGGUCGCUGCCGCCAUUCCUGCUGGUUUUCGCCGGAAACGUGGCGCCGAUAGAGCAUCGGUGGAACCAGCACGGACUGGGAGGGGAUAACGUCCGAGGUAGCUGCCGGGAUCUUCAUGCGGGUCCGGUGAGCCUCCUCCAUUGGAGCGGCAGUGGGAAGCCUUGGCUGAGGCUAGACUCCAAGCAACCCUGCCCAUUGGACGCUCUUUGGGCACCGUAUGAUUUGUACGGCCAUUCACGGUGAAUGCCCAACGGCGAUCGUACUUACUCGCCGGUAAAUUCUUCUUUUGUUCCUCAAUUCUGUUCUUUCAUCUCUCAAUUCGCAUUUUUUUUUUGGGUUAAAAUUUUCAUUAUUUUGUGUUCUUUCCUCCUAUUAUGAUCUACCCAUUUUUCUUGAUUUUACUUUUACCUGUUGACUACCAUCUUCGCCAUCGUCACCACCACACCACCAGAUCAUCAUCUCAUCUCAUCUCAGGCUAUUUGUAUUCUAUUCUAUUCUAUUGGAGAAUAAAAAGAAGGAAAAAAAAAACAAUAUUCAAUUUGUUAUUGCUCAAA
Messenger RNA from Malania oleifera, 1828 nucleotides. RefSeq names its product probable galacturonosyltransferase-like 7. NCBI's taxonomy places the organism in Eukaryota, Viridiplantae, Streptophyta, Magnoliopsida, Santalales, Ximeniaceae. The transcript has 2 exons. Bases 327 to 1517 code for a protein of 396 amino acids. Gene Ontology annotation, cellular component: Golgi apparatus. The record is from RefSeq and is a predicted model, not a curated record. Gene Ontology annotation, molecular function: glycosyltransferase activity.